GCUGCCCAGAAGUGACGUAUAUUUUACGGAAACAUUUAGUGCCCUCUGCACCAAACAUAGCGUCUGGUGGUCUGGUUAUGAAUAUUAUUAAUGUUUGUUGUAAUAAAUAAAGUGACACAGAGUAAAUAAAAGUCUGCAAGCAGUAUGAACAAAUUGAUUUUAAUUUUAAAAAAGUGAUAGAUUACAGUAUUUGGUGAGAUGGGAUAUUGUGCUGUACCAGGAUUUAAGAAUAACACAAGGUAUCAUGUAAAAAUGAACAUGCUUCCAAAGGAUAAAAGUAGACAAGCACAGUGGGUAAAAAAUGCUGGUCUAGAUAUUACAAAACUCAAUAAGCAAUCGUUUAUUUGUGAGUACCACUUCACCUCAGACAUGUGGGAAAAAGUACGUGUUGAUGGAACAAAAAAACUGAAAAAAACUGCUGUUCCAACAAUUUUUGGUGAUUUAGUUACUCAAGUUAAAUAUGACUUGAAGAAAACAAAUGAAAGUCCAGUACCAUCAUCAUCAUCAUCAUCACUAGAGCUGGAACAACAAAUAAUAACGAUUCAUGGAGAUUCACCUGAUGAUAUUGUUAUUCAAAAAUACAGUGAGAGUACUCAUAGUGAUGAUGAAAGCAUAGAGUUCGUUGUUACAGUAGCAGGACCUUAUUUUUUAUAAACCAAAAAAUACUAGUGUUAUUCGUACAAAUGGAAAAAAUAUUUAGAUAUUAUACUUGUAAAAAUUUGUUUCACAACCAAAAAAAUUUAAAAAAUUUACUUGUCAAUCAGUUCAAAUGUUUACCAUGUGAUUUUCCUACAUGUCAUGA
Molecule: messenger RNA, 802 nt
Organism: Aphidius gifuensis
Lineage: Eukaryota; Metazoa; Arthropoda; Insecta; Hymenoptera; Braconidae
Product: THAP domain-containing protein 5-like
Exons: 4
Coding region: 199-654 (151 amino acids)
Source: RefSeq, a predicted model, not a curated record